Molecule: messenger RNA, 1744 nt
Organism: Lacerta agilis (Sand lizard)
Lineage: Eukaryota; Metazoa; Chordata; Lepidosauria; Squamata; Lacertidae
Product: trace amine-associated receptor 13c-like
Exons: 1
Coding region: 270-1352 (360 amino acids)
Biological process (GO): G protein-coupled receptor signaling pathway
Cellular component (GO): membrane
Molecular function (GO): G protein-coupled receptor activity
Source: RefSeq, a predicted model, not a curated record
GCACCUCAAGCUUGUUCCUGUGUGGAUCUGCACUUCACAUUUUUGCGGGCACAGCAGUCGAUCCUACGUUUGUGAAUCGGCUGCAGUUUGACCUGGACUUCCACUCAAAUUGUUUGUGCUGCUAUUUCUUGCAAACUCUGUUUCUAGAAAUUCAGUAUGGAGAAAGCACCCUGUGAAGCACCUCCCAUGGAAUUUCAGAGGUGAAGAAACCUUAGCCUGAAACUUUUGCAGCUCCCUGCUUGUCUUAGGGAGGAAAUACAACCUGGUCAAUGUUGGGAAACAGCAGUGGCAGGAGCCCCAAUUGCACAGACUGGAGCCAGGCCUCUGUUGGGGACGUCUGCAAGCUGUUCCUCAUGGUCCUCCUGGUGGUGGUCAUUAGCCUUGGCAAUCUGGUGAGCCUCCUGGUUUUCUUCCGUGUCAGGCAAUUCAGAACCUCCCAAGGCUACCUGAAGGCCUCCUUGGCUGUAGCUGACUUGGCAGUGGGGCUCAUUGUCGUGCCUUACUCUGUUUACAGGGAGGUGAACAGGUUGACCUGGGGGAUGGAACCAGAGACGGAUAAAUAUGAGAAGCCUGCCUGCUUCAUCACUGGGCCCAUCUUUGCAGGCUGCACCUUUGUCUCGAUCAGCACCAUCUUUCUGCUCUCGGUCGAGAGGAGUGUAGCUGUGCUGAAGCCUCUGCACAGGAAAGCAGUGAUCACCAAGCGCAGGACUAUUUGGCUCAUUGUGGCCUCUUGGGCCAUGAGCUGCUGCUUGGCAGUGGUGCCCUUGCUCGCCAGCCCUGAUAUCACCUUCCAGUACAAUGCCUGCAGCAAGAUGUGCAACUAUGCCUUUCCAACAGACAAGCCGCCCAAAUCCCAUUGGAAUAUCAUGCUACUGUACCCGGUCUUUGAUUUCUCAGUUUUAAGCGGGACCUUUGCGAUCAAUGCCAUCACCUUUGCAGCCGUCCACCAAUACUGCAAGAAACGGAAGCAACUGGGAGAAGAGGCACAGGGCGGUAGCAACCAGGUCUCUUUCUCAGACAUUACCGCUGCCAAGACCAUUGGCAUUCUGACUUUUGCUUUCUCUGUUUCCUUCCUCCCUGUUGCGGUAUUUGUUGUGGGGUCAGUGGUGGGAUACCAGUGGUGCAAGUUCUCCUUUUAUGCCUUCUGGAUCCUCACUUCCAACAGCUGUUGGAACGUGGCCAUCUACAGUGUUUGGGAUCCCAAGUUCCGUCAGGGGGUUCGGGAGCUCUUCAACAAGCCGGUGCUGAUAUCGACUUCUCAGGAUGCCGCCUGCUCACAGGAGGAGCACAGCUCUGCCCCUGCCUGUGUGGCAGUCCUCAAGAAGAUGUUCCGCCCAGAGAGCAACCGAUAGCACAGUUGGCGUCUGCCAUUUUGUUUAGGGUGGCUGUUGUGUUGGGAUGUGCAGUCUUUGUGGACAGGGCUGGCCAGAGAUAUUUUGCUGCCUGAGGUAAAGGACAAGAUGGCCCCCUUAUUUCCAUGUAUGGAAUUGAGAAUUGAACAUUGGCUCAUUUAAGGAGUGUAGGAUGGAUUACACAGCCUACACAUCUCUGCCUCCAAUGUGUCACUGUCACCUUCUGUCCCACAGAAUCUGCUGCCUGAAGUGGCCACCUCACUCUCCCUAAUGAUGGAGCUGGUCCUGUUAUCUUUUAGAAAUGUGCACUUCUCUUGAAGUGCCAGACGUUUGCUUGCAUGCGUUGGAUCGCAACCUUCUGGAUUUCAUAGAAUAAAUGCAGCAUGGAUUUA